AUGGAUAUUCAUGUUCUUCAAAGCCAGCCCGCCCAGAAGGUGGCGUUUAAAGACUCUUCCACGGUUCGUGUGGAUUUGGUCCGCGGCGGGUUCCAGCCGCGCCUUCCGACUUCGUUGCCGCCCCCAGGGCAGCAGCAGCAGCCGUCGCCGCUACCACGCCGACAGUCCGUCCCGUUGAUGCCUCCCGCGCAGCUUCAUCCGGGAGCGCCCCAGGUGGUCGCUCCGGCGCCUGCGGUCCCUCUUCAGUCGCCACCGCCUUCGGAGCUGAUGGACGUCGACCCCUCAGCCGGGCCGCCUUCCCAAGCGGUGGCUGUGCAGCCUGUCCUGCAGCCGCUUUCCUUGGGCACCCCCAAGGAGUCUGACACCGCAGCGCCUUGUCCGGCGCCCACUCAGCAGCCGUCGACGCAGCGUCAGGAGACGCUGCCUCUCUUCGUGGGUCCCGACGCCCCGUCGCGUCCAAUGCAAACUGUGAUCUUAGAGCAGAGCGCCAACCUUAAUGCCGAAAUUAAAAAGGCGAAUUCGGAGCUGAAAGAGCAGAGCGCCAACCUUAAUGCCGAAAUUAAAAAUGCGAAUUCGGAGCUGAACUAUAGGCUCACAGAAGUUCAUAGGGAAGUAAAAGAGGAGGUAAAGAAUCUCGGCGUCAAAAUAGAGAAAGAGAUGGCCAUCAUCAAACGAACGGCAAUUGAAGCCAAAUUAAUUGCGUAA
Molecule: messenger RNA, 705 nt
Organism: Schistocerca serialis cubense
Lineage: Eukaryota; Metazoa; Arthropoda; Insecta; Orthoptera; Acrididae
Exons: 3
Coding region: 1-705 (234 amino acids)
Source: RefSeq, a predicted model, not a curated record